Onychostoma macrolepis is the source of this 1830-nucleotide messenger RNA. RefSeq lists its product as uncharacterized. The record is from RefSeq and is a predicted model, not a curated record. Lineage: Eukaryota; Metazoa; Chordata; Actinopteri; Cypriniformes; Cyprinidae. The coding region runs from base 151 to 1647 and encodes 498 amino acids. The transcript has 12 exons.
GUCCUAAGCAAUAUAGACCCGGACAGGACAGCACGCAUGAGUGUUUAAAGAGACCGACAAGCUGACUGAACACACUGUUCCGGUGGAAAACAGUUUGAUUUAUAUCUGUAUAUUCCGUUUUGUGAUUUUAUUUUAUUCUGUUUCACUGAUAUGGAAAAAGAAACCGAGAGAAACAUGAUGACAGAGUUCUGGAAGGAACACUCCAAGUCUGCAACAGUAGAGGAGAUGAUGCUUGAUUCAAACGCUCAGGAACUGACCCAGCACGAGCUGCCAGAGAUCCUGUCCCUGCUCCCUUCUCUGGCUGGUUCUGACGUGCUGGAACUUGGUGCUGGAAUCGGUCGGUUUACACGUCACCUCAUUGGCAAGGCCCGUCACGUGACCGCUGUGGACUUCAUGGAGAAAUUUGUGGAAAAGAACAGAAAGGACAACAGUCACCUGGGCAAAGCUGAAUUCAUCCAAGCUGAUGUCACAAAGCUGGACUUCCCUAAACACAGUUUUGACGUGGUCUUCUCUAAUUGGCUGUUGAUGUAUCUGAGUGAUCAUGAGCUGAAGUCAUUGGCUGAGAAGUUCCUCAUGUGGCUCCGUCCCGGGGGAUACCUGUUCUUCAGAGAGUCCUGCUUUCACCAGUCAGGUGACUGCAAGAGAGAUUUUAACCCCACACACUACAGAAGCCCUGCUUACUACAACCACCUAAUGACCUCAUUCCUGCUGGAUGAAUCAGAUCAGACAGAGAAGAAAUGCUACGGGUUUGACAUGGUGCUCAAUAAGACAGUUGAGACCUACGUGAAGAUGAAGAACAACCAGAACCAGUUGUGCUGGCUCAUGCAGAAAGUUCGUCGUGAUGUGGUACAGCAGCAUCAGGGCGGCUUUUCCACAUUCCAGGAGUUUCUAGAUAACCAGCAGUACACCAGACGAGGAAUCUUACGUUAUGAGAAGAUGUUCGGAUCAGGAUACGUCAGCACAGGCGGAUUCAGCACGACCAAGGAGUUUGUUGAUAUGCUGAACUUGACCGCCGGACAGAAGGUUCUUGAUGUUGGCUGUGGGAUUGGAGGUGGAGAUUUCUACAUGGCCAAGACCUUUGGGGUUGAGGUUCUGGGCAUGGAUCUGUCAUCAAACAUGGUGGAGAUCGCCAUGGAGAGAGCCGUGAAGGAGACACUGCCAUCAGUGCAGUUCGAGGUGUCAGAUGCCACAAAAAGAAGGUUUCCUGACGCCGCGUUUGAUGUGGUUUACAGCAGGGACACCAUUCUGCAUAUCAGGGAUAAAUUUGACCUCUUCAGAAAGUUUUACUCAUGGCUAAAGCCGGGCGGGAAACUUCUGAUCAGUGACUACUGCUGUGGAGAGAAGCCUUGGUCUCCAGCGUUUCAGGAUUACGUUAACCAGCGGGGAUAUAUCCUCUACACACCUCAGAGAUACGGACAAUUCCUGAGCGAGGUGGGAUUCAGUAAUGUUCGUGCUGAGGACAGAACAGAGCAAUUUAUUAAAGUCAUAAAGGCUGAACUGCAGAGAGCAGAGGAGAUGAAAGAGGAGUUUAUACAGGAGUUCUCUCAGAAAGACUAUGAUGCCGUUGUAAACGGAUGGACAGAAAAACUGCAGCGCUGUGAGACUGGAGACCAGCGCUGGGGGCUUUUCUAUGCCACCAAAGAAUGAGAGAGAGGAAUAAUCCAACUAAUGAUUCAAUUCAAAUCAAUAUAUUUCAGAUGAUAUAUUAAACUCACUGUUCUGUCUAAUUCUGUGAAUUGCACAACAGUGCACAAGAUUUGAGUAUCAGAGCUGUAAGACCGACAUACUGUUAUGCAGCAUAAAUAAAUAAAAUUCUACUUUUCUAUAUUA